CAUAUCAGUUGAAGCGGCGUCCAUUUACAGUUUGGUCAACUAGUUCGGGGGACCUUACACAUGUGCUUGCACAGAUUAGGGUUUCACUAAUUGUGAUCGCAACAUGGCACUUUUAAUAACUGCGGGCAUAUGUAUCGGAUUAAUACAUUCAGCGUCUACACAAGGAUCAUACUACGGCUACAGUGAUAGUUACUAUCGCGGCCACUAUGAGGAAGCCGAGGAAGCCAUUAUGGUUGGCGCCAUAGGACUGUCGUUUAGCAUACUAUGUCUGAUCUGCAUUUUCGUUGGUCUGAUCUGCGUCUGUGCCAAGAAAUGUUGUCGCCAAACUGUGCAACCAGCUCCUGGUUUGGCAUUUGUUAACGCAGUACCUAGUUAUAUGCCGUAUGGACAGUCAUAUUUUCAUGGUCAACCAGUAAUGCAUAAUCAACCCGCUAUGCAUGGCCAACCACUUAUGCAUGGUCAACCAGUUAUGCACGGUCAACCAGAUAUGCAUGGUCAACCGCAACAGACGUUCAACCCAUCGGCACCAUCAAUAGCCAGUUAGGGAACAGAUCGGUUCAACUCGCGUCAAAACGUCACUACGCUCACUUAAGGAUUACCAAACAAUGUUUCUUGCUAGUUGAAUACAUAUUUUUUCGAUGUAAAAUACUGUUAGAACUGCCUUUUCUUCAAAUAAUUGUUUUGGCUUAUUUCGUUUAUUGCUCCUACGUUUCUGUUAUCUGUAUGCCAAUAAUUAAGGUUUUUUGUAUGUGCCAGUAUGUGGAAAAUUGCGCAAAUUUGGUCGAUUAUUUAUGACUGCUUGACCGUCUGUAUGGAACAUGACUAAACAUUUCAGAAGAAGUAUGUGUUAAUCCGUGCAAACCCCAACAAUUGUCUGCGUUUAUUUAUUUAUUUUGUAUCAAACUUUGUGCCAACAAGAAAAUGAAGUGUGACAAUAUGGAUAUGCAUUGUACUAGUUGUUUGGAUGAAGCACAUCAAGUUAGUUUACAUUACAUUGCAUAGCACAUCCUUUUAAAUACCUUAAUUGGCAAACAUGACAUUUAAAAGUAUAGAAACCAACAUUGUCAACGGUUAGGCAUUUUAAUGAUAUUCACUUCAAGAUAAUAUCAGUGAUAAUGCACGUCCUAUAUCAGUGAACACGCAAAACAACAAAAUGCUCCUUCAUUAAUUCUUGAUAUAAUUGUGUUUCAUUUAAACCAGAUACACGUGUCGUUGUCAAACCAUUUAUUGUCAGUUGAGCUCCCAAUUAAAGUUGGACAUAUGAACAACUUCUUCCCAGACAAAAAUAAAAUAAGUGAAAAACAUCACAAGAACGCUGUUAAUGGUAAAAUGCUAAUUAUAUAUGUGACGUUAUACAGGCGUAGUUUUGACACAGUCAGCUGUUAAUGCAUUUGUCCAAGGGGCAGAUAUUGGGCCAAGAAAUGACUGUUUGAAAUCACUUGUGUGACAUUACAAAAAAAGAAGCAACUGAUGCAACGCACCUCCAUAGGGCACCGUAAACGUGUUGUAGCAGAGACAUUCGUGGAUUUAAUAACAACGAUUACGUAAAAAUAUUCAUAUAAAAUGGAACGCUUAUAUUGGAUGUUAAGUCAUUAGUACACAUUUUGUUUUAAAAGCGGAUAUAUUUAACAAUCUUGAGAUUAUAAUAUCCAUCAAAAUGUUAUGUCGGUAGAAUUAAUAUUUUGGUUAAAUACAUGUAUAUGGAAAUAA
Dreissena polymorpha is the source of this 1710-nucleotide messenger RNA. RefSeq lists its product as uncharacterized. Bases 104 to 544 code for a protein of 146 amino acids. Lineage: Eukaryota; Metazoa; Mollusca; Bivalvia; Myida; Dreissenidae. The transcript has 4 exons. The record is from RefSeq and is a predicted model, not a curated record.